AUGUCGGUCCUUUUCACAAGCAUCUCCGAGGGUAAUCCUGUUAAACCUGGCGAUGCUGAAGCCCUGAUUCAGCCUCUGGGUCUUACCAUCGAUCCUAAAGAGUCGAGCGAUUUCCAGACCCUCCUCGCGGCGGUCCACGAUUGCGCAGAGGAUGUGGCUGCACUACCCGACUAUCAGCCAGUGUCUGACACGGCGAAAUAUCCGCGUGAAAAUGUCCGUCGGUGUGGAGAAGAAGAGCAGGUCUUUGGACAGGCAUGGUCGCAUAAGUUCCUCAUCAGGGGAAAUCCGCAAGGCGGCGUGAUGGCGGGUAAAUCCGUGAGCUUGAAGGAUGUAAUUGCUGUGGCCGGAGUGCCACAACUUCUUGGAAGUGAUAUCACACCGGCAUGGACGCCUUCAACAGACGCAACAGUGGUGACGCGACUCCUCGACGCGGGUGCGGACAUUCAUGGAACCUCUACUUGCGAAAAUUAUUGCCACUCCACGUCCUCAUAUACGAGUGCUCAGGGUACAGUUGAGAAUCCCCAUGCAGCGGGAUACUCAGCAGGAGGGAGCACAUCUGGCGGUGCAGCUUUAGUCUCUGCGGGCUUGGUUGAUGUUACGAUUGGAGGGGAUCAGGGUGGAAGCAUUCGAGUCCCUGCAGCCCUGUGUGGAUGUGUUGGACUGAAGCCUACUCAUGGCCGAGUUCCUUACACCGGCAUAUCUAGCGGAGAUGCCUUGGUUGACCAUGCCGGUCCACUCGCCCGCACUACCCGUGAAGUUGCGGCGUGUUUAGAUGCGAUUAGUGGCUAUGAUGGUAUCGACGAUCGCUCACUGGCAAGCCCCAAGCCAGGUUCUACAAAAUUUGCAGCAGCGAUUGAAGAGACUCCCGGAAGACUUGAUGGUCGAAUAAUUGGAAUUUUAAAAGAAGGCUUCGAACAUAGCGCUGUGGAUGCCAACGUCAGAGAAUCAGUCUCAAUCGCCGCCAGGAAAUUCGAAGAUCUUGGCGCCAUCGUUGAGGAAGUAUCGCUUCCAGACCACUUACACGGUCCGGCACUAUGGACUAUUCUUUCAAGAAUUGCUGGAGCACAGACACUUCUGGGUCAUAAUACUGGGCGACGGGGCCUAUGCAUGACAGAAGCGGAGCAAAGCAGGCUCCCUUGGUCCGAUGAAGGCUUCCAGCGAGCCUUCCCAUCAACGAAGAAUGUCAUUAUCAACGGCUUAUACCUGAUGUCGCGCUUCCCAAAUAUUUAUGGAAAGACAGUGAACAUUGGACGGCAAGUAAGCGACAAGUACCAAGCGCUUUUUGAAAAAUAUGAUGCUUUGGUGAUGCCCACGACUCCUGUUGUGGCACCGAAGAAUGGAAAACGGGGUCUUCCAUUGGAGUCACUCAAGCCCAGCAUGGGAUUGACGAUUAAUACUGCCAUAUUCAAUGUCACAGGCCAUCCUGCCAUGUCCAUUCCUGUCGGGUUCGCGCCAGCGAAGGACAAUGAGCAGGUUAUGUUGCCUGUUGGUAUGCAGAUUGUUGGCGGCCUGUGGCAAGAAGAGAAAAUAUUGCAAGUUGGACAUGCAUGGGAGACGAAUUUUAAUUGGAAGAAGAUGCAGCAUUCGACAAUUAAGAACCAGCGACCUCUGAAGCGA
Molecule: messenger RNA, 1617 nt
Organism: Penicillium waksmanii
Lineage: Eukaryota; Fungi; Ascomycota; Eurotiomycetes; Eurotiales; Aspergillaceae
Product: putative amidase
Exons: 3
Molecular function (GO): catalytic activity
Source: RefSeq, a predicted model, not a curated record